Messenger RNA from Caenorhabditis remanei, 2106 nucleotides. RefSeq lists its product as uncharacterized. Lineage: Eukaryota; Metazoa; Nematoda; Chromadorea; Rhabditida; Rhabditidae. The transcript has 8 exons. Bases 1 to 2106 code for a protein of 701 amino acids. The record is from RefSeq and is a predicted model, not a curated record.
AUGUCAAUCGCUUAUGGAUUCGAUCCGAAUAUUUCACCAAUUUAUGAAGAUGAUCAUGACACAUAUCAUUCAGUGCAUUUCAGCUCAGCCGACACUCCUAGAAAGUCUGGUCAGGUCAUGAAUCGAACCAUGGGUACCUCGAGAAUGGGCAGUAGUUUAUCGGAAGAUUUUCACCAUUUUCAUCAAGAAUGUGCUCCCGAAACAACUGUAAUGACAGAAAUAUGUGAAGAAAUAGUAGAAGAUUCAACAUCUCCUGAUGUAAACCGAUUGGACUACGCAAAUGAUAACCAAAAUUCAAGGAGAAUAAUUUUAGAUGAAGGAGAUGAUGAAACUGUUCCAGAAUCAAUUGGAUUUCUGAUCGAUACGUUUAUUGUGCUUUCAGCAGGAUGUUGCUUGCCGAUUCGACACCACUUAUCGAAAAAAUUAAUAGAAAUGGGUGCUGUGGUUCAAAAAACAGUCGAUGACCGUACGACUCAUAUAGUCGUCGAUCGUUAUGCGGAUGAAUUAAUUGUCGGAGCUGCAAUGUCUCGCCGUCCUCCGCCACUAAUGGUUGAUAUCAAAUGGAUUCAAGAAUGUUUAGAUAACCGAAAGAAAUGUGAAGAAACGGACUAUUCGAUGACCGGAUUACGGUAUUUGAGACAGACAUGUAGACGUUUAUCCAGUUUUCGAGAACCGUCUCCAUUAGGAGAAUUGGAAGAAACUCAUUGGGAAGAUAUGGACAAUGAUGCACCGACGGAUCCAGCAAUGCUUUUAGAAGAAAUUCGGAAGUUAUCAAAAAGACUUGAUGCGCUUUUAGAUUAUGCUCCUGUCAUCAAAUUCGAAUACCACUCUCCAGAUUGCCCCACCCGUCAACAUCCGUGCCCACAAUCAGCGCCUAUUAGAAGACCUACAAAUCCGUCGAAAUUGACUCCAGAAGCAUUCAAUCAAUUAUUAAUUUCUAUUUCAUCUGCUACCACAAUUAAAAGACGACGUUCAUUCACUGGAUUCAUUCUGAAUCAUCGAGAGCCUACGGAUAGUGCAAUUGAAGUACAAGAAACCAAUAAAGACGUCAGAGAAACUUGGGAAAAACCAAAAAAUGUCAAAAACCUUAAUAAAAAUGCUGGAAAACUUCCGAAGACUCCAAGAAAAGCCCCACAAAAAACGAUAAAUGACAUGCGAAAAACAAUGCCAACAGAUUUGACAAGAAUUCGGGACACUUUGGGAAAAAAUGCGACCAUAGGCAAGACUAGAACCCCGAAAAAAGCUCAAAAGCCAGUAAAAAAGCCUCAAAGUCGAACAAAAAUGGAACCAAUUCGAGCCGAUGAUUCAGAUAUUCAAUCAGCUUUGGCAUCUUUGACAAUCUCUGGUCCACAUAACCCAGAUAGAUCUUCCAUUGAAAUUCUGGACGACAAUUCCAGAAUACGAGCCCCACUGGUUCCCACGAAAUCAAACGUUAUCAAUCGACUUCAAAAAAGAUCAGAAGAAGAUGACGAUGACUUCAUUUCUGAUGUUUCUGCAUAUUUACAGCAAAACAGAACGGGAAGAAGAGCACGUACAACUGAAGAAGAAAAUGAAGAAAUGAGGGAUGAAGUGAUAUUUACUGGAUUUAGUAAAGACUCUUCAAUUGAGAAAAAACUGAAAAGUAUUGUCCGUCGUUUCAAAUUGAACAUCUCCUCCGAAAUCGACGAACGCCGUACAUUAUGUGUAAUAUCAAGACAUGGAAAACGAACACUUUUAGUCUUGAAAGCGAUAUGUUGUGAUAUUCCAAUCGUGAGACCACAAUGGCUCGAAGAAUCUUUCGAAGAUUCUCAACUACUUUCAUCUGACGACUACAUUUAUGACGAGUGGCUUCUGAUAAAAAAUAAUAAAAUUUUCGAAAACUUUCAUUGGAAGAUGUGGAUUUCUCCCGAUUGUCAACCAGACUCUAAAGAAUUGACAUGGAUGGUUGAGAAGUGUGGUGGAAAGAUCACCCGCCAUCUCCACAAAGCAGAUCUAGCAAUAGCACCUGAAACGUGGCAAGUUCCAGAAAUCCACGUAUGCCUCGAGGCUGUCACACCUCUUUUUCUAAUUGAUUCUAUCUCAAUGGCCGCAUUACAAAGCUAUAAAGACUACUAUUUGGAAAACUGA